GAAGCUAGCUAUGCCGUACAUUACUUUGGCUGAAGGUCAUUACAAGGCGACGGACAAGUACACACUCGAGUUUCAUGAGUAACUGCAGUUUAUUUGAUUGCGUCAAGUCCAGGAUAAGAAAAGCCGCUGUGGGAGAGACAACUUUCAUCCAGAAAUAGGAGAACUCUGGGCCAUGCUCACCGAACUUAUACCCAGAACCUGUCCACAUACGUCAGAGUCAACAUACGUACCAAAACACCUCAAAUUCAAACCUCAAUUAUCCCUCAUAUCCUCACCUCCUGCUAUCCACUGGCAUACUCUGGACAACUCUGACCGUGAUUCAGUUAUCUGAUUCAGUCGGGCUGCACCCUAUUAUGCCUGCCACAAGCUGCAAUGGAAUUCUUUCGCCACAAAGCUGGAUGUUUUCAGCUUUUAUCAAGGUGACAGAGCCCGGAUCACCGAAACUCAAGUCUAAGCUCUAGCACUCACUCAUCUGGCAAAACCUCCUCGUUUUGAUAGGUGGGACAAGGAAGUUUGCUGCCGCGUGGAAAAUUACCAGGACAAUGGACGCCCAGAGUUCUUGGGGGCGGAAAGCAUACCAGAAACUGUGGAGAGCCUGAAGGAUGUAAACAAGGGUCGUAUUGGGAUUCAGGACUUGGGGAUGUUCGCGUAAACAUGAACGUUUGUUUUGAGGUGGAAAGGGAUAGAAGAUAUGGUCAGCGUGAGCUUCCAGGAGUGUCUAGCCGGGUCCUACGGUCUGUUCCGGGAGGAAUGGAAAGAGGUCUCCAGAGCCCGAGACUGUGAGUGGAUUAAAAGAAGCCCUGUGGCGUGCAUGGCUUCCAAAAGCCCGCUCCACUCAGAUGAACCACCACUUGUGAGCUUUAAUUUCUUUGUAUCUGCGUAUUUCACUUCUAGCAAGGCUGCCUUAAGAACGUAGCUCGACUGUGAAGACUGGCUUCAGGCGGCUCUCGAGUUCCUAUUGGCUUUCGAAGCGAACAGCUUUGUUUUCCUCCAAACCAAAUUUCCUAAGCUUCCUUUCCCUCAUAACCUGCGCACCUGUUCAAUCUUGAUCAGUUCCUGUUUGCAACAACGACGUUGAAGUUGACAAGCCGACAACUCGUCUGGUGUACAAUCAAUUCGAGGGUUCAUUGCUUAACUAAGCAUGGCCCGCAAAGAAGAUGGCCCGGCUGCGUCGAGGCCAGGCCACUACACAUUCGCUCAACUCUCCAGCCGCGAUCCACCAGCUCCACUGCACUGUGCACCUCGCUCACUCUCGCUCUCCUUUGAGCUCGAUGUUAUAGCUCGAGGUCGAGGAUCGAGAAGUAGCUUUCAGGCGUUUGCUUUGCCUGAUUCUCCUACUCCUCGUUCGCGUCUCGCUUCAGCUACAUCUCCAUCGCUCGUUACUGAACUCGCAGUUGAAGAUCGAGCUUCAAGAUUGCCAUUGCCAAUUUACAGUCAAAACCUCGCAGAUCGACGCGCAAGCAUGCCUGUCGCCGGCAGCGACGAGCCAUGGGUCGACCAGCUGCGCAAUCAAUCGAGUCAUAGACACUCCUUCAUUCCUCCUGUACCUCCAAUUCCAUCUAUGUACAGUAGCCAGAACUUGGCGCGUCCACCUCCUGUCGGACGUCCUCCAGGAGCGGCCGUACCUCGACCAGACUACCGACGUCCCCAUACUCCCGUCCAUAGAGAGAACCCCCAUAUCCCCGACUUUGACGGCUAUUAUGCACAAGCAGUCACUGACAUCAAUCGACGAGCCGUCAACAUUGACGAAGAAGACGAUCUUUGUGGCGCUUCUCCACCAAGAGCCCGAUGCGUUGCCUCGUCUCCUGAUGGAUUCAGCAAUACCAGAGAUGGGCCUACCCUUCCAACACGAGUCCCAACUCCCCCAUAUGAUCCGACAAGAAGUCCUCGCAUGUACAGUCCUACUCCUCUGGCCCGAUCUAGCACUGUGCCUAGCAUUCUCGGGUCCUUCUCUGCUACUUUCGAUGAGUCGGAGGCUACAGCUCCUUCGAGCUUGGACAGAUCUUUUGCGAGUGUUGACAAGUCUGAGCAGGAUCCCACUAGCUUCAUCGACACCAUGGUUGAGGACGAUGAGUCUGAAAAGAUUGACUUCAACAGCCUCGAGAGACCUAAAGAUCCGGUUGGUAGAUCGAGAUAUGUCAAAGACAGCGAGAAGAAGCCUCUAAAGAAGCAGUUGUUCUUCGGAAAAGCUGCGACUUCAUCUUCAUCCGCCAUCACACCCAAGGAGACCGUCAGGAAACCACUUCGCCAUCAGAACUCGUUCUUCAAUUUGAAAAAGUCGACAAUCAAGAAUCUCUCUGUCGAGACCUUUGAUGAUGGUUCCGAUACCUCUGUAUCGCCAGUUAAGUUAGAACACAAGGUUGGGGUCGAAAAGGUCGCUCCUGCCAUUGGAGAUAUCAGCGAUGUUAUCGGAAGUCGCUGUCAACUACCCACACGCCCAAGCGGUCCCAGACCUUCCAAAUCCAUGUUUAAUCUUCGACAAAAUGCUCAGUCACCCACUCAGCGACCUUUCGUAAUCUCGGGACCUAUGGACGUGAAGCAUGUAUCUGGAUCGGGUACUGCUCUCGAAGAGGUGAUGAGUCGACAAGUCCCUAUCAAUGAGCAAGCUGCAGUAUCUAAAUUGAAUAAAUCUGUCACUUCUGCUCAUAUCAACGAGAGGGCAUCGCCACCAAUGGCCAAGUCAAAGACUACGGUUCGCUUCACCGAACAGAUGCCACCACGACCUCCAAGGGUAGCUCAAGCCAUUUCCGCUCAGAACAGAGGUCAAUGCACCAUCUCAAAUACAGAAAAAUCAUCACCGACUAUUGUCGAGGUUGAAGGUCCAGCUAGGGGCAUGAAGAAGUCGCUCACGUCUUCCAAGAUCGGCGGUCGAGCUGUGACACCAAACCUGACCAAGUCCUCUACCUCAGCUCAGAUCAGUGGACGAGGUCCAACCCCAAAAUUGACCAAAUCAUCGACUUCUGCUCAAAUCAACGGCAGACUAUCUGCUUUGGGACGAUGGGCUCAGCGUGCGGCUCCUACUACAGCCUCUAGACCUUCGAGUAAGCUCACAGGCGACAAAUUUAGAGGUAUUAUCGGCCAUCCCUACAAUCCGAUUCACGUCUCGGGAGAAGGCACCGCUUUCCAUAGUAUCAAGAACAAGAUCCCAGCACAUUCCCAACCACCUUUUCCAGUGCAGCCACCACAACCAGUUGUUACUCAGGAUUCUGUAAUAUCAGCACCCUUCAACGUUGUCCAUGUCUCUGGCGAGGCUGCUUUGCGUCAGUUGCUAGAUGGCGGUCGACCUGCUGCUCCAGCUCCGUUCGCACAACCAACCAGAUCGGCUACUCCAGCUUUCGAUGCUCGAAUGCCACGUCCAAGUUCCAAAGUAACAAACCACUUCAAGAGACCUGGACCCAGUGCCGUUGCAAUCUCCUCCCCUCUGAACCCUGUUCAUGUCUCCGGCGAUGGCACUGCUUUCGUGGAGGUCAUAGGUACAUCAAUUGCGAGAAAUAAUAACCUGAAAGAUGUUACGAACAAGAUCUCCCCACGACGCUAUCAGUCAAUGCAAGAUAUCAGAGUUCGUGAUGCUGCUAGUCCGACUCGUAUCCCAUCGCCGAUCUCCGAGGACAAGCAGGGCCGUAACUUCACCGCUCCUGCAUUGUCAACCAUGAAGAAAGAGAAUCUUCACCCGGCUAAAGCUCAUCGUCUACUCGGUACAAUCUCCCCCGCUCGUGUUCAAUCAAAGCCUAGCAAUCUUCCACUUCCCAAGUCAAAGACCUUCGGAAAGCUCUCUUCGCUGUCAUCCUCGUUUAGUAGAUCUGUCGUCAACCUAGCUGCUCGUAAUCAAUCAACAUAUUCACUCAACGCCGGUUCAGUGACCUCCCUUCAUGCCGAGCCCACGACAUCAGUCUCGAACGCUACAGCAACAGCUGAACCCAUCGCCGGCCCUGCUCGCCCUGCAACACCUCUCAUAUUCACUCCCGGCAGCAACGUGACCAUGGUCUAUACUCCACCCGCAGGCGACAAUUGGGCCGGAAUGUUUUCAACAUUGACAGAUAGAUUCAUGCAGGAGAUGGCACAAACCAUAUUGCGUGACCCCGAGGCAAUGCGGCGCUUCCAGAGCCGUGAAGAAAGCAACAGAAAGAAAAAGACGAAGAGCAAAAAUCCCUCUCGAGACGACGAGGAUAGUGGCGAAGUCGGUAUUGAUAAUAUGCUGACUGAGGAGGAAUUACGCUGGAAGAGAAUAUUCAUGACGCUCGAGAGUCGCGCUAUGGGCGAUGAAGUCAAGGAGAGUCUAUGGAAAUACCAGGAGGCCUGGGCUAGAGCUAACAAUGCUUUGUGGCUCCUGCCUGCCUGCUGUAAGGAGAGCUCUGGUGGUUUCAUGUCUCGGGUCAACCGAGCCAUUGGACGAAAAGAGUGAAGAAAAAGAAGAAGAAGAAGAAGAAGAAGAAGGAGAGGACGACGUAUGAUUGAUUGUGGUGUACGAAUAUUUCCUUUUCUCCGUUCUGAUUACGACGACAACGAUACAUGACGAUUGAUACGCCAUGAUGAUACGAUACCACAACGACGAAGAGAUGGAAAUCACGAACCCGAUCUUCCUAACAAGAGGAUGAUGAUUGUGAGGUUGAUUGAUACUAGCGAAGUCGGAACGGUUAUUGCUGACGGCACUCAUGAUGACAUUGGGAUGAUGGGAAUGAACGAAUUCAUGAUACCAUAACGACAUAUUUUCCUUUUCGCAGAGUAGAUACCCAAACCAGUCUAAAGGACAGCAUAAAGACAUGUAGGAAUAGAGAAAUGAAAUGAAAUGAAAAGCAUUGAAAUGAAUGGAUGCUUGGCUGGGUGCUGCUGUGACCAUGUGAAGCUAGAAUAUCUUGAGGCAAGAAGGAAUCUACCCACGUUAGGAGAAUACUCCUCGGAAACGUGAAAGGAUUUGAAAUAAAUAGAGAGGAUAGAGAGGACCGGAGAUGACAUAUUUUGCAGGUCUAGACCAGUAUUACAACACGGUACCUAGGUACGGUGUGCUGUAUGAAACAGUGAUGCCACUUAAAGUUCCAAAGACUUCCAAAUAUUAAGCGAAAACAACAAAGGAACGUGCAUAUGCCAGGCUACUUAUGCAACACCACGCGAUUAAAAACGAAAACUUGAAAUUCGAGCCGGUAAGGACAUCUAAGAGUAAGAGAAGAUUCGAACACGCUAAUCAGAACAUAUAAUCCUUCCAAGACGACCGAAUUCUCAGAACACAAAACGAUAAUAAAUACCAAGCACCUCUACCCCACCCACCAAACAACCCCCC
This is a messenger RNA of Cadophora gregata, 5275 nucleotides long. RefSeq lists its product as uncharacterized. The transcript has 5 exons. NCBI's taxonomy places the organism in Eukaryota, Fungi, Ascomycota, Leotiomycetes, Helotiales, Ploettnerulaceae. The record is from RefSeq and is a predicted model, not a curated record. Bases 1142 to 4402 code for a protein of 1086 amino acids.